AUGUUGGAAGCCACACAAGCCAUUGAUCUCUCAAACAUCAAUCUGUCAGGAAUCAUUCCUGAAACACUUGGAGGCUGCAGAAAUUUGUUCUCUCUUGAUCUGUCGGGUAACAAACUCUCCGUUCCAAUUCCAGCUAAACCUUUCAGUCAGCUCACUGUGCUUACGAGCAUGAACCUUUCUAGAAAUGAUUUAGAUGGUCAAAUUCCUGAAAGCUUGGCAGAGCUGAAGCAUCUAACAGCCCCAGACCUUUCUCACAACCAGCUCAAGCUUUGCCAAUCUUCCCUCAUUGAAACAACUCAAUUUGUCUUUUAA
This is a messenger RNA of Manihot esculenta (cassava), 312 nucleotides long. RefSeq names its product LRR receptor-like serine/threonine-protein kinase FLS2. The record is from RefSeq and is a predicted model, not a curated record. NCBI's taxonomy places the organism in Eukaryota, Viridiplantae, Streptophyta, Magnoliopsida, Malpighiales, Euphorbiaceae. The transcript has a single exon. The coding region runs from base 1 to 312 and encodes 103 amino acids. Gene Ontology annotation, molecular function: protein binding.